AUGCAAACAACCAUCGAUGUCUUCGUCAAAAUCAAAGCAGAUGACUCCCAAACGCCACCGCCACCGCCUCCAGCACCACCGGCGCAAAUCACCCCAUCCACGUUAAUAUUCUUCUCCAUCGCAGUGGCCGUGUUCUGCUUCGUAGGUUUCAUCGUGGUCUUCUUCUGCAGGUGCUGUUUCGUGAACAUCUCGCGCACCAACACCGUCGUUCGCCUCUCUCCCAUCGCUUCUCCCUACAGAGGCCUCGACCCUUCUCUUCUAAGCACGUUCCCCACGUUCCUCUACGCCACCGUGAAGGAUCUCCGCAAGGAGAAGAAGUACUCCCUUGAAUGCGCCAUUUGCUUGGUGGAGUUCGACGACGACAGCAUGCUGCGUCUCUUAACCGCGUGUUGCCACGUGUUCCACCAAGAGUGCAUCGACCUGUGGCUCCGCUCGCACAAGACUUGCCCCUUUUGUCGCAUGGAUCUCGAGACAGCCAGUAACGCCGACAUGCAGAAACCUCAUGAGCAAAACGAGGAGAAUGUGGAAGAAGAGAGAAGCGAGCACGUGUGCAUUGACGUGAAUGAAGGCCAUGGAGAUGCGGGACCCAAUAGUUGUGGUGAGGGACACAAUGAUGGUGGUGAAGGAGGUUCGAUGAGUGUGAGCAUGCAGCGAGAGAAGUUUGCAUCCACACGUUCACACUCGACUGGGCAUUCCAUAGUUCUAGUUAGAGAAGGAGAUGAAGGAAGAGAUUAUGAUAAUGAUGAUAAAUACACGCUGAGAUUACCUGAACAUGUGGCGAUAAAAAUUUUUAAAGGCCACAAUUACUCCAAGAGUUGUUCCAGUUACAAAGACAUGCCAAAGCCUUCUGGUGCACCUUGUAGUAAUUGUGGUUAUGUUCAAACUGUAUCUCAAAGCUCCUCCAGUAAUGCUAUAAACAAUGCUUAA
Molecule: messenger RNA, 927 nt
Organism: Sphenostylis stenocarpa
Lineage: Eukaryota; Viridiplantae; Streptophyta; Magnoliopsida; Fabales; Fabaceae
Source: the annotation of a GenBank genome assembly